Molecule: messenger RNA, 1068 nt
Organism: Cryptomeria japonica (Japanese cedar)
Lineage: Eukaryota; Viridiplantae; Streptophyta; Pinopsida; Cupressales; Cupressaceae
Product: G-type lectin S-receptor-like serine/threonine-protein kinase At2g19130
Exons: 2
Biological process (GO): protein phosphorylation
Molecular function (GO): ATP binding; protein kinase activity
Source: RefSeq, a predicted model, not a curated record
AUGCGCAACUCUCCUCCGUCGAAAAGCAGUUCAAAUGUUUCCAUCCGAGUAGGUGCUUCUGAACUUCCAACGAAACGCAAAAGCACAACUAUUGUCGGCACAGUGCUUGGUAUUGUUAGUGCUCUCGCCGUUGCUUUGGGUAUCUUUUCAGUUUUCAUCUGGCGAAGGCGUCAGACGGAUAGGUACGCAGAUUCCUCGGACUCUUUUCUUAGAAUGUUUAGUUACAAGGAAUUGAAGAUUGCAACCAGGAAUUUCAAGUCUCAGUUGGGGAGAGGAGGAUUCGGUUCAGUGUUCAAAGGAUCUCUACCAGACGGUACAAUUGUGGCCGUAAAAAGAAUGGAGUGUUCACGACAAGAUGAGAAGCAAUUCCGAGCGGAAAUUAGUUCUCUUGGGAACAUACAUCAUAUGAAUUUGGUAAGGCUUCGGGGAUUUUGUGCACAAGGAUCGAGACGGCUGUUGGUUCAUGAUUACAUGCCCAACGGUUCUCUAAAUUCUUUUCUGUUCACAAGUCAGUCUAAAAGUAAACGGAGGCCCGAAAACAUUCUGCUGGACAGUAAUUUGUCACCCAAGUUAGCGGAUUUCGGGCUGGCAAGGCUUGUGGGUAGAGAUUUUAGCCGUGUGCUGACCACUACAAGAGGAACGAGAGGGUAUUUGGCUCCAGAGUGGAUCUUUGGUCUUCCCAUCUCUACCAAGGUUGAUGUCUACAGUUUUGGUAUGACGCUUUUGGAAAUUAUUUCGGGGGGAAGAAAUAUAGACUUAAACAUGCAAGAUUCAAGUUUGAUUUACUUUCCCGCAUGGGCUGUAACACAAAUUCAGCAGGGGAAGACAAUUAAUGUUGUGGAGAAGGAUGUUGUAGAGGCGGCAGACAUGGAAGAGGUGAGAAGAGCAUGUGUUAUAGUGUUGUUAUGCAUUCAAGAGGACGACGAAGUAAGGCCAAGCAUGAGGCAAGUGGUGCAGAUGCUAGAAGGGAAGAUGGAGCCUCAACCUCCGCAGAUUCCAAGCUAUGCGUUUAUGGACAAGCAUGUAGACCAAAGCGACAUUGACAGCUAUGGAAGUUACAGUCACUCG